AUGAAGAGAGUGUUUGUGACCGUUGGAACCACUAGUUUCGAUGAGCUCGUCGCUCGUGUGGUUGCCCACGAUUGCGUUCAGGUCCUCAAGAGUCUGGGUUACAACCAACUUGUCCACCAAGUUGGUAGAGGCACUGUGGUGCCCGAAACAUUCAGUACUGAAUCAUUCACUCUGGAUGUUUACAGGUAUAAAGAUUCUUUGAAAGAAGACCUUCAGCAAGCUGAUCUUGUCAUUAGCCACGCAGGUGCAGGGAGCUGUUUGGAGAGUCUGGAAAAAGGCAAGCCACUUGUGGUAGUUGUAAAUGAAAAG
Mastomys coucha (southern multimammate mouse) is the source of this 309-nucleotide messenger RNA. RefSeq names its product UDP-N-acetylglucosamine transferase subunit ALG13 homolog. Gene Ontology annotation, molecular function: hexosyltransferase activity. The transcript has a single exon. Gene Ontology annotation, biological process: dolichol-linked oligosaccharide biosynthetic process. NCBI's taxonomy places the organism in Eukaryota, Metazoa, Chordata, Mammalia, Rodentia, Muridae. The annotation marks the transcript as partial. The record is from RefSeq and is a predicted model, not a curated record.